CAACACGAGGGCCGCGUAUGUGCAAUUCAGGCCGCAUACUUUCUGCACCCUUUUCUUCUCCACUUCGCAAGAACUAUCACUUUUCCUUCCAACUCCCUCACACCUUCCCUUCUCCACGAACCAAACAAAGGGUGAGCUCCGACUACCGCGACACACGAUUAGGUAGCUAGAGCUCUCCAGCUACUAUUCCUCACAGGCACCACCACUACCAUGGUGCUUCGAAAAUCCGAAGAGCAAGCAGGCCUUGUGCCAGCCCCUCUCUCAAAAGCGAAUCCUCCGUACCCCACAACUCCCUCAGAGGAGCACCCUCCAGCGAUUCCCUCGUCCUCUGACGCGACUGUCUACUCCCCGGAUCUAAACAAGUCUCCAGCCUUCAGCUUCAAGACCCUAGAAGAAGCAAGAGGACAGACGGAAAAUAAUGAUGACGACUCGGACUUCACCGAUGACGAGUGGAACCAGUCCGACGACGACUUCGAGGAUAUCGGUCCCCGCGAUGUUCCAAACUCGUUGAAGCCUGGUGGAGGAAAGCCAAUGCAAGGCUCCAUCAAUACGAAUGGCCUACCAGAUGCUCUGCGGGCAGGUCCGCCGGCCGGAGUACCUAUCAAGAGAUCGCCCGAGAACAUAUCGGCCAUGCCCACUGGAGCUAGUUCCGCAUCUUACGGUGCCAUUAGCAACGCAUCGGAACAGUCGAACGGGUCGGCGCCGCUACAGACAAACAAUCCAUACCUUAAGAUGCAAGCAACUGGGCAGAGUAACUGGGGCGGCGAGAGCAGCCAGGCCAUAUGGGGGGACUCACCAGGGCACAACAAAAAGUACGACGAGCCGGUGGAGCUACCUACUUCCCAGACGCCGCUCACGCCUUCUCCUGGACCCGACAAAUUGAAGCUGGAUGACAACGCUCCGCAUCAAAAGAAGUCGCAAUCUAUAGACCAGCCGCCCUCUAUCGCGGUCAAUUCGCCUACUCCACGUUCUGAGCACCCAAGAGAUGUCAUCGUCUCGGAACUACGGGAGCCCGGUACAGACGAUUCCUCGCUUGAUGCUGCCUCGAGAGGAUAUGGCCUUCCCAAGGGCAACACCUCGGACAGUGGCCAGAAGACGUGGCAGGAGCAGCAAGACUGGGAACGUAGCGAAAGGGAGAGGAGACAAAAAGAAGCCCAUGCUGCUCACGAAGUAGUGACAAAAGCCGAACAGGAGCGAAAACAUGAGGCUGAGUUUAAUCGACUAGAACAGCAACCUCCAUUACCACCAUUCGCACCACCGCCUAUUCAACCUGUCCAGCAGGAGCAGCCACCAGCGUUACCGCCGAGAAAGUCACAUGAGGAAGUUCCACCCACCAUGCCUCCGCGACCCCUUGACACAGGAGUCGGUUCUGCUUCCAAUUCUGGACCCGAAUCACCAAAUACGACAAUGAACAGGCAAAGAAAGGAGCACUACCAAAUCAAGCAUAUCCGAUGGCACGACUAUAAUAAGAAUGGUAUUCGCACUUCGCCUAUACUCACGCAAAACCUCAAUGGCCCAUGCCCCCUGCUUGCUCUAGUCAACGCGCUCGUGCUCUCCACUCCAGCCGGUAUCGAGACUGCACUGGUUGAGACGCUACGCACACGAGAGACAGUUAGCCUUGGCUUACUUCUCGACGCAGUUUUCGAUGAGCUCAUGUCCGGCCGGCGAGGUGAUGCUGCCCAAGCGUUGCCGGAUGUCAGUGAACUUUACAAGUUCCUCCUCGCCCUGCAUACAGGCCUCAACGUCAACCCAUUGUUCGUUCCUGAUAGGGAUGCUGUCGUUGGCAACACAUCACUCACUAACCGAGCAGGAGGCUUCGAAAACACACAAGACAUGAAGUUGUAUCGCACGUUCGACAUACCCCUGAUGCACGGAUGGCUCCCAGAGGAAGGCUCUGAGGCAUAUACCGCUUUUAAUCGCGUAGCAAAAUCAUACGAGACUUCACAAUAUGUACAAUUUCAAGAAGAGGAGCUUGAUGCGAAGCUACAAUCUGGGGAGCCGUUGAACGCGGACGAGCAGCAGAUGUUCACCGACAUUCACGCUAUCAAAGAGUUCCUCAGUCGAUGGCCGACUCAACUCACAGACCACGGACUAAAAGUCAUGCGAGAGACCCUGCAACAUGGUCAAGUCGCCAUCUUGUUCAGAAAUGAUCACUUCUCUACCCUUUGCAAGGAUCCUCGUACCGGUCGACUCCUGACACUAGUCACAGAUCAGGGCUACUCAACUCACGAUGAGAUCGUUUGGGAGUCACUGACGGAUGUCAACGGUCAAGGCAGUCAGCUUUUCUCGGGCGAUUUCCGCUCUGUCGACAACAGUAGUACGCUCCCGAGGCCACAAGAGCAGCAACAAGCGCAUGGUAUUGUCGACGUUGACGACAAUCAAGGCUGGACUACUGUUCAAUCCCGACGGGGAACUGAGCAACAACAGUCCUCUUCGGCUACACAACCCUCUUCCCAGGGUGCUGAAGUUACUUCAUCAGGAGGGCUGAGCAGGGCUGAGCAGGAAGAUCAUGAUCUCGCUUUGGCUCUCCAGCUCCAGGAGGAGGAAGAGGCUCGCGAGAGGCGUGAAACAGAGCAGCGUGAACGAGAGAACCGACUCUCUGUGGAUGCGAUCGCAGCACAUUCUCAACCGCGAACUGUUGCCAAUCGUCGCACAUCUCGAGGAGAGCAGACGCCUGUCAUCCCACCGCGACGCAACAACAUCACUACACAUCGUCCGAACAACGAGCCAGCACCACCGCCUACAUACGAAGAAGCUUCAACAACCCCGCGGUAUAACCCUCCCCCAGGCCAUCCAGCGAAUCCGCAGGCGCCGUUGUUACCUCAUGGCAGCGCGUACCAAACAAACAGCGGCGGCCUACCUCCGCCACCCGGUGCUGGUCCUACAGGGCGACGCGCCUCGGGGCGGCCGAUGCAGCCACCUAAUAUGGGUUCGCCUGGUCGACCAGGAAGAAGGCACAGUGCAGGUGCAGGUGUAGGUGGACCUGGGUCAGAGGAAAGGGAGAAGUGCGUGGUUAUGUAGAUACGCAAUCGCUGCCUGAUACGAUGAUGGUUUCCUUACGCUGACAUGUCAUGGCGCUUAGUGAUUGUCCUUCACGAACUUGCGAGUUUUGCACUGCGAGCUGAAUGGCGGUCUGAGGUCUAUUCAGGCGUAGAUUAUACCCUUGUUUCGAUUAUUUGCUCCUCUUAUCACGUCUAUUCACGCAUAUUUGUAGAUUGGUGCUUCGGCCAACGAGUAACGUUCGAGCUUCAACACAAGAUUCCAUAGUAAUCUCUAGACGCUAUUCUCUCUCCCUACAUCCCUCCAACUCAUUCCUCGCGCUUCAUGUGUAACAAUACCUCAUCCCUUUGUGCCGCUGUAGACGUAUACUCUGAUCAGGUUUACGGGUAUACUUGCACUUCCCGCCUGAUGAUAUUGUGAUGCGUCGCUCCUGCGAUUGAUGAAGUUUCUAGAUGUCCCCAACGACCUUCUAUUACACGAGUUACCUCGUCUUUGAAUGCCAG
Molecule: messenger RNA, 3503 nt
Organism: Cucurbitaria berberidis CBS 394.84
Lineage: Eukaryota; Fungi; Ascomycota; Dothideomycetes; Pleosporales; Cucurbitariaceae
Exons: 1
Coding region: 211-3021 (936 amino acids)
Biological process (GO): protein K48-linked deubiquitination
Cellular component (GO): cytosol; cell periphery
Molecular function (GO): cysteine-type carboxypeptidase activity; cysteine-type deubiquitinase activity; K48-linked deubiquitinase activity
Source: RefSeq, a predicted model, not a curated record